AUGACGUCACCUUUCCCUUUCCUGCCGCCCAGGCCUCCCGCCGCUGCCGCCACGCGGGGCCGCCCGGCUGAGCCCCCGUGGGCCCCGCCGCCUCCCCGUGCCCGCUGCCCGCUGGCCCGGCCCUUCCCCGGGCCCCUCCGCCCCGGGCUCCCUGCCACGCCGCUGCCCUGUGGGAGCUGCCUCGGCACCGGUGGCCCCUGUGGGCCUGGGACGGACGGUAUGAACCCCAGCCCCAGCCAGAAAGCAGACACUGGGUCUGGGGCCGAGGAGAAGGGGAGCAGGCAGGGCUGCGGGGACAUCGUGGGGGGUCGGAGCCGCUGGCACGGGCCAGGCCGAGGGUUGGGGCCACGCUCUGCGCCGCCAGCGCCCAGAAAGGUACGCAGUCCCAACUCGCCUCCGUCUGACACAGGCAGGCACACUCGCAGGUCUGGACAGGAGGCAGGCCGGUGGGCGGCCCCGUCUCCAGAGCCCCACACAGACAUGUUCACGAAUAGCUGUGCAGAACACUUUGUCGGGGGCCACAGGGCCCCACUGCCCGCUGUCCUGCCCGUUCUGGGCACAGUGCAGGGGUUAAGGAACAGCCCACUUCAAAGGGUGGGGCUCCCGGCUGCCACCCCAGCCCCACCCCCAGUCCCACAGCCGCCGCAGGCCUGGCAUUGGCCUCUGCCCAGCACCUUCUCCAGACCGGUCCACCUCCAGGCCAGCGCUGCCCAGCGGGCUCUCAUCUCCGGUCACACGGCCACACGUGGCCCCACCCUGAGCUCCUGGAACGUGGCCAACAGGAGCCGUACUCUGUGUGCAAAGGCCCAGCCUGAAGAGAAGAAUUUGCUCGAAGCCCUGCGUGGCCCCGGGUCUCGGCAGCAUCCUCCCUGCCCAGCUGGCCAGCCGCUCUCAUCACGUGGGGAAGAGAGGCUGCUAUUCGGGGGGACCGGCCACCCCGGGGCACCCAGCAGCGGACGGCUCCCUCAAAGGACGCUGUGGUCCAGGAGAUUUGGGGCAGUCUUUACCAAUCGAGGGGCAGGCCAGGCGCCCAGGCCUGGGGACGCCAGAGGGACACUGGCCACACUCACCAGCCGCAGGACAGCAGACCCUGGGCAGCUGGGGUCGCUGGGCAUGGGGCCACUCAGUGCCACUAAGUCGGGAAGUCCACCAGCCAGGCAGCAGCACAGGAGACCUGGGUUCAAGUCCCUGCUCAGAGCUCACUGUCACGCAGCCGAUGACAGGGGCUGGACGGCCCGUCUGAUCUCCGAUGCGGGGCUGGCGCCCGGAAGUGAGCCCCGCGUGGGCCAGACAUGGGGGAAGCAGCUCAGGGAGCCCAUUCUGGCAGCUCCACCGCCCAGGCGCUGA
This is a messenger RNA of Mesoplodon densirostris (Blainville's beaked whale), 1347 nucleotides long. RefSeq lists its product as uncharacterized. The transcript has 7 exons. The record is from RefSeq and is a predicted model, not a curated record. Lineage: Eukaryota; Metazoa; Chordata; Mammalia; Artiodactyla; Ziphiidae. The coding region runs from base 1 to 1347 and encodes 448 amino acids.